AUGGGUGCCCAAGAGUCGAAGCCCCAGGCCUACGAAUGGAAGGUCUCAGGACCGCCAAGCGUCUCUCUGCCCGUCAUGGAGUCGCUGCAAACUAGCCCCGAAACGGAUGCCUCCCGUGCCAAGCUAGUUGAGCAACAUAUCCAGGCCCGCGUUGCUGAAGAGCUCAAGAGGCUGCAGAAGCAAGAGUCCGACGCCCUCAAAUUCGCACACGAGAAGAUCUCAGAGGCGGCUCCUUCAAUCACCGACGACAAGGGCCCCAGCCGCUACACCGUCAGCAAGGAGAUUGAUGAGCUGCGCAACAAGCUCGAGCAGCGCAGGAUUGUGCGAGAGUUGCCCGAGAGUGUGGAGACGGCACGAAACAAUGUCAUUCGAUGCUUGAGAGAGAACGACAGGAGACCUCUGGUGUGCUAUGACGAAGUCGAGGCGUUCAAGGCGGAAGUGAAGAAGCUGGAGAAGGACUGGAUCAACAAGGUCACGGCAUAG
Messenger RNA from Trichoderma breve, 483 nucleotides. RefSeq lists its product as uncharacterized. NCBI's taxonomy places the organism in Eukaryota, Fungi, Ascomycota, Sordariomycetes, Hypocreales, Hypocreaceae. The transcript is spliced from 3 exons. The record is from RefSeq and is a predicted model, not a curated record. The coding region runs from base 1 to 483 and encodes 160 amino acids.